Messenger RNA from Dendrobium catenatum, 2567 nucleotides. RefSeq lists its product as uncharacterized. The record is from RefSeq and is a predicted model, not a curated record. Gene Ontology annotation, molecular function: ribonucleoprotein complex binding; protein binding. Gene Ontology annotation, cellular component: cytoplasm; nuclear body. Lineage: Eukaryota; Viridiplantae; Streptophyta; Magnoliopsida; Asparagales; Orchidaceae. Gene Ontology annotation, biological process: alternative mRNA splicing, via spliceosome. Bases 313 to 2298 code for a protein of 661 amino acids. The transcript is spliced from 15 exons.
GUUUGCUUUUUGCAUCGUCAUUUCUUCGUUUGCUGCUUGGGUUUCGCAUCGAGUGUAGAGUAGACGCGUAGUAUCGGUAGUUCUCGUUAGUUACUGUCUUUCUACGCUCUCUCCUGCGACUGACGUUAUCGGCCGGCGGCCCGUGCGGACGGAAGAACAGUUUUUUUCUCACCUGUCUCCCGCCGAACACCCGGAUUUCUUAAAUCGGGAUUUAAGGCCAAGAGGGGGAAAACGCUAUUAUCCCAGGAUUUAAUCUACCGCGAGAUUUUGGGGAUGCUUUUUUUGACGUUUGGAGCACAACAUUGAUGAAUCAUGGUUGGAUAUACAGAACAACCACCACCACCUGGUGCAAAUCUGCUACCACCUACAUCAUAUCCUACCAAUCCAAAUCCGCCUUUCCCUUUUCCGCAAAUGUCUUCCACCAAUACUGAGCACGCAAGAUAUCCUAUAUUCUCUGAAAACCUUUUCCCCGUCAAUUCAUCCAAUGGAGUAUCACCUUCUGUCGAGAACCUUUAUCCACACUUUCAGACAACUCAGCAUGUUUCUGUUCAUGAAUCUUCACCAGUUGUUCCAGGUGUUGCUACACAACACUCCUAUUCCUUACCAAAUAAAAUACAAAAUCAACCUAGCAAUUCAUGGAACUCAGACAUGAAUCAAACAGACCAUGUAAUGGCUAAUUCUCUUAGUCAAUCAGGUGGUGCUACACAGUUGAACACUUGGAUACCUGGAACAGAAUCUGGGACAUCAGAUGCUAGUUUAACUUUUCCAGCAAAUAUAGUCAAGCCCUAUAAUCCAUUUAGUAUGGCUCCGCAUGAUAUGCUGAACUCAAACUGCCUUGGUGAAAGCACUAUGGAUCUGCAUUCAAUGGCUGAAGCUGCUGUGGACAAGGGGGUAAUUGAGCAAAAAGGGGAUUCAGCUGAGUUUAAAUGCCCCAGCUUGUGUGCUAGAGGUUCUACUGACAUCGAAUCUGCUGCCCAAGAUGCAGUGCUUCGUGAGCAGGAAAUUACAACACAACAAGUCAUACAUAAUCAAAGAUUUGCUAAAGGAAAAAAUGGGGCCAAAGAGGAUAGUCAAGAUAUUCUCUCUGGACGGUGUGACCCCAAUGCAUUGAAGGAACAUAUAUUGAAGAUGACUAGCCAACAUCGUGCAGAAAUGUCAAGCAAACGUGGGAAAUCUUUCCAUCAAGAGAAUGAUAACGUGGAAAUUGGCAAUGGAUAUGGCGUACCUGGCGGUGGAGCAUAUCAUGCUGCAAGGCCCUUAAAUAUCCAAACUGAAGCCAAAGAUGAAAACCGUGAAUCAAGCUUGGUAGCUUCAAAGGAUGCUCGAAGGGAGUUGCCUGAUUAUCUUAAGCAAAGAUUGAAAGCGAGGGGUAUUCUUAGAGAUGAAAAGACAAAUGAUGAACCAACCACAUUUGAAAAUUUACAGAAAUUCGAAGAUCGGCCUGCUGAUAGCAAAAUUGUGUUGACGUUGCCUCCUGGUUGGGCCAAGGCAAAUGACCCAGAAACUGGUACACCAUAUUUUUAUAAUGAGAAAACUGGUGAAAGCCAAUGGGAACAUCCUAGUGAAUUUGCUAGGCCUCAACAGCCUGAUGCUUUUUCAACUCUUCCUCAAGAUUGGGAAGAGGGAUUGGAUGAAUCAACAGGUCAAAGAUACUAUUACAAUAGGAAGACAAAUGCAACACAGUGGGAGAAACCAAGUUCAGUAAAUAAGGCUAUUCCACAGCAUGUUGAUCCCAUAGUUGCUAGAAAUCAACCUACAGGAACUGUCGUUCCAGCUCAAAAUUAUGCAAGAUGCAUGGGGUGCGGUGGAUGGGGGCUUGGCCUAGUUAAGGCUUGGGGUUAUUGCAAUCACUGUACCAGGGUUCUCAAUCUUCCUUAUCAACAAUAUUCUAUUUCGAAUAUGAACUAUUUGGAACAGAGUAAUAGUACAGCAGCGCCUGCAAAAGCUGCUUCUAAGCAACGGACAAGUUCAAAACCACCAUUUGGGAAAGGUAGCAAAAAAGAUUAUAAAAAACGUGCUUUCAAUGAGGAUGAUGAAUUGGACCCCAUGGAUCCUAGCUCUUAUUCAGACGCUCCACGUGGUGGCUGGGUUGUUGGUUUAAAAGGAGUACAACCACGUGCAGCAGACACCACAGCAACUGGACCACUCUUUCAGCAGCGGCCAUACCCAUCACCUGGAGCUGUCUUGCGCAAGAAUGCUGAGAUUGCUUCUCAGAGCAAGAAACAUGGUUCGACGAAUCGAAUGGCGCCCAUUACUAAGAGAGGAGAUGGCAGUGAUGGGCUCGGCGAUGCAGACUGAGAUCUCCUUAGAUUGAUCUCAGCCAGAAAUGAGGCUAUGAAUUUGCUUUGCUGCAUUUCCAAAAGACUUGUAAGAGCUAAGGGCUUUGAAUCCUGGAGCAGAAAUGCCAGAGAUUGGAGCAGAUUAAACAAUUGUGGGUAACGGUUUAUAUCUCUUUCUUUCCUUUUUGUUGAAGAUUGAUUGUCAUGUGGUUGGGCUGUAACAUUAUGACUUUUGCAUUGUUGUGGUAGUAAUUAGUCAAUAUAUUGAUGUGGCUAGUGAUUUCUGAA